CAGAACAAUAUAAUUUAGAUUCAAUAGUAUCUCUAACUAGUCUGUGGAUUCAAUUGAUUCGAUUGAUGGAUUCGAUGAAUUUAAUAUCAUGGUACCUUGUUAAUAUCACAUUGGAAAAAUCUAAAAAUGAUGUAUAAUAGUAAGUACACGAUAUCUACUUAAACUUUAAUGGAACACUAACAGUUAAAUCUGUCGUACGGAUAGUUGUAGACAGAAUCCUUUAGUUUCACUUUCAAUGGACAGAAUUGGGUAGGAAAAGAUUAGAAAAUAGAAAACUAUUAAAAUACAAAGGACCUAUCACAGAAGAAAUUAAUCAAAAAUAUAAAAUGGACCCGAAAGAAGUUGUAGAACAUCUGGUGGCGUUAAAAGUAAUGAGAUUAACGAAACCAGCUUUAAUUAGUCCGAAAAUAGUUACUUGUGACUCAAAAGAUUUACCUGGAAAUAUUUUAAAUAAUUAUUUGAAGGAUGAUGCGACAUCGGUGACUCAAAUGGAGACUUUAGCUGCUGGCCAAUUUUUACUGCUACCUCAAAGUUUUGGAAAUAUCUACUUAGGGGAAACGUUUUCGUGUUAUGUCUGUGUUCAUAAUGAAACAAAUCAACCGGUACAAAGUGUUUCUAUCAAAGCUGACCUGCAGACUAAUUCUCAAAGAAUACCACUUACCACACAGCAUAGUCAAUCACCAACAAUGCUUGAUGUUGAUGAGACACUGAGUGAUGUAAUACAUCAUGAAGUUAAAGAUCUUGGUACUCACAUCUUAGUUUGUGAAGUUACAUAUAUGUCUAAAUACAGUACACUGGCUUCAUUCAGAAAGUUCUUUAAAUUUGAAGUAAUGAAACCAUUGGAUGUGAAAACCAAAUUUUACAAUGCAGAAUCAGAUGAUGUCUACCUAGAAGCACAAGUGCAAAACGUUACAUCUGGGCCAAUAACGCUUGAGCAAGUAUCAUUAGAAAGUUCCCAGCAGUUUACUGUGAAAUCCUUAAAUGAGAUUGGUGAUGGGCAGUCUGUUUUUGGAGACGUCACUUUACUUCAGCCCCAGGAAAGUUGCCAAUACUUGUACUGUUUGACACCUAAAGAAAACAUAGUUAAAGAAAUUAAGUUGCUUACAGCAGCUAAGAAUGUGGGUAAAUUUGACAUAGUGUGGAGAUCUAAUUUGGGGGAAAAAGGAAGACUUCAAACAAGUCAGUUACAAAGGAUGACUACUGAUUAUGGAGAUGUUAGACUAACUUAUGAAAUGUUACCCAGUAAAGUUACUGUGGAUGAACCAUUUAAUUUUAAAUGUAAAAUUGUAAAUGCCAGUGAGAGAACUCUUAAUCUUAUAAUGAAAUUGAGGUCUCUUCAAGAUUCUAGCCUACUGUGGUGUGGAAUAUCCAAUAGAAAACUAGGACCAUUAGAGCCUGGAAAAUUCACAUAUGUCAAUCUUACUGCUUUACCGAUCAAUACAGGACUUCACAGCAUUUCUGGUCUUUCAUUAGUUGAUUUAUUUUUAAAGAGGACUUAUGAUUAUGACUCUUUGGCUUCCAUUUAUGUGUGUUAAAUAGGCUGC
Chilo suppressalis (striped riceborer) is the source of this 1544-nucleotide messenger RNA. Lineage: Eukaryota; Metazoa; Arthropoda; Insecta; Lepidoptera; Crambidae. The record is from the annotation of a GenBank genome assembly.